AUGUGUUUGCAGGAAUUGAGAUUAUUGGUUGUAUUGCAGCAGAGAGCAAUAGCUGACAGCAAUAUUGUAUUUGAACAGAAUAUUGUACUCGAUUGUUUUCAGGUGAAAGAGAAGUUCCUAUUCAACGAGAACUUGCGUCCCGUCACCUGGAGUAAGUCGACGCCAGCUGAUAACACCAGCUGCACUGUCAGUGGAUGGGGAGUGCAGGAAUUUAAUUCGUCACAACCAUCAUCUAAACUGAAAGCAGCGCAAGUUACAAUUGUGAACGUGAAUGAGUGCUCGAAAAACUACUCGGUGAUAAGUCACAGUUUAAUUAUCAAUCCCAAAUCAAUGUUCUGUGCUGCCGAUCAAUCAUUCUCGAAGGAUGCUUGCCAAGGAGACUCAGGGGGACCACUGGUUUGUAACGGAACAGUGGCCGGAGUUGUCUCGUUCGGCUACAAAUGCGCUCACCCCGGUUUCCCAGGUGUCUACACCAAUGUGGCCUAUUUCGACAAAUGGCUGCGAGGAAAUGUUGGCUCAAACCUAAGACAUUACUACCUCACAACGCUUUUCCUCCCAAUUUUUGUCCAGAUGAUUUAUAAUAACUGAAUAAAGAUGUGUUUUCAUAGUGAAAAU
Nilaparvata lugens (brown planthopper) is the source of this 615-nucleotide messenger RNA. Its product is annotated as trypsin-1. The record is from RefSeq and is a predicted model, not a curated record. Gene Ontology annotation, molecular function: serine-type endopeptidase activity. NCBI's taxonomy places the organism in Eukaryota, Metazoa, Arthropoda, Insecta, Hemiptera, Delphacidae. Gene Ontology annotation, biological process: proteolysis. Bases 1 to 588 code for a protein of 195 amino acids. The transcript is spliced from 4 exons.